UGUAUGUAUAGUAUAGUUUCUGGAUCCUAAACUUCCUCACUCUUUGUGACCUUCCAGUUCUGAUAACAGAAACAGGACACUCUUAAACCCAACAUAUAGAUCGUCAAACAUUUCUGAAGAAGAAAAUACAAUGGCACUACAACCUCAAGGAAAAGGUGGCAAUUUAGAGCAGUUUCAGAAGGAUUUCCUGUCUGCACAUAAUGCUUAUCGCAAGCUACAUGGCUCGCCUCCUCUUCAGCUAAGCAGGGAACUCUGUACUUCAGCACAAAAAUGGGCAGAGCAUCUGGUGUCUCUCGGAAUUCCAAAGCACAGCGACACUGAAAACGGAGAAAACAUUUACUACAAGUCCAUCUCCAAAGGGGAAAUACCAGGUGGACUGCCUGUGGAUAAAUGGUACAGUGAGAUUAAGAACUAUAACUUCAGCCAGCCCGGAUCUGGGGAUAAUAUAGGUCACUUCACCCAGGUGGUCUGGAAGGACAGCAAAGAGCUGGGAGUUGGAUUAGGCACCGAUAGCAAAGGGCAUUUCUAUGUUGUUGGACAAUACAACCCAGGAGGAAACGAAGACGGGGGUUAUGAGAAGAAUGUUUUACCCUCCGGCACAGCUUAACUACAAAUAAUGCCAUACAUAAAGCAAGGUCAAAACCAGCAGCAGCCAUCAGAGAGCCAGAUAAACCUGUAAAUGACCGUAAAUGAGUCUCUGGUAUUAAAUUAGGAAAUCUGCAGCUAGACUUUCAUUGUAAUAUUAAAAUUAAAUAUGGCUCCCGGAUUGUAGGAGCCUAGUUUAUAUUUACUUAAUAGCGUACUGCAGUAUCUUUAUUUUUGAUAUUAGUUACCCUCACAGAAUAUUUCAAUAUCAUCAAAUUUAUAGAGUUAAGGUUUAAGUGUUUUUAACCAUGUAGCUGGCAUGACUUUUUGCUUAUUUAAUAAAGAAUUGGACUGAA
This is a messenger RNA of Bombina bombina (fire-bellied toad), 941 nucleotides long. RefSeq names its product Golgi-associated plant pathogenesis-related protein 1-like. Gene Ontology annotation, cellular component: extracellular region. Lineage: Eukaryota; Metazoa; Chordata; Amphibia; Anura; Bombinatoridae. The transcript has 5 exons. Bases 131 to 607 code for a protein of 158 amino acids. The record is from RefSeq and is a predicted model, not a curated record.